This is a messenger RNA of Archocentrus centrarchus (flier cichlid), 2783 nucleotides long. RefSeq names its product inositol 1,4,5-trisphosphate receptor interacting protein (gene itprip). NCBI's taxonomy places the organism in Eukaryota, Metazoa, Chordata, Actinopteri, Cichliformes, Cichlidae. Gene Ontology annotation, cellular component: membrane. The record is from RefSeq and is a predicted model, not a curated record. The coding region runs from base 214 to 1827 and encodes 537 amino acids. The transcript is spliced from 2 exons.
UCCCUGCUACUUUGGGUGAUCAGAGGAAGCAGGGCGGUCCCUCGGUCACAGCAUGGGUGGAGCGCACAGUGAGGAAAUGUCAGAGGAGAGCCGAGCAGCGUUCCCUGCGUUGUUCUCACCGGAUGAUCCGCCAGAUGAACUUUAUCACCAUGAACUCACCGAGAAACACCACACAGGAUCUGUUUAAAUGCACACGUUAGAAUCGAGCUGAAGAUGCAGGGGACCAUUGCACGGCUGUGUGUGGUGAUUGCUGCUGCCAUAUUAAACCAUCCCUUGCUCUUUCCUCAUGAAAACACCACGCUCCCGGAGCAGGAUGAGGAGUUGAUCGCUCGAAUGCGGGAGCACGAGGCGAGACUGGAAAUGGAGCAGGCCAAGUUGGAGAAAGAGCUUUCACAGCUGGGCUCCAAGCAGGAGGAAACCAGCUCGGAGGAAGGUUAUAGUUGGUACUUAUGGAGCACCGUGUCCUUCAUAAUAUUCUUCACUAUCGAGAUGUACAAGGUGGAUCUGGCUGAUGCAGAAAUCCGGCCAGUUGAGGAGGAAGAAGUUUUUUCAGAGAGUGGAUCCAUCAGCACCAAGAUGAUGGUACUGGAUAAGGACAUCCUGAGCAACUUCUGUGAUAAAUGCACCUACACUUCAGCACAUGAAAACUGGAGGGUGAGGGAGUUUGUCGAGGGUUUUGCGGAUGACUUGCUCGAGUCACUCAGGAGUGUAUGCAACCGGGACACAGACAUGGAAGUCGGGGACUUUGUUGGCAUCGGAAGCAUGUUUGAGUCUUGGAAGGUGUGCAAACCUCUCACGUGUGACCUCAUCGUGCCUUUCUCACCUCCAGAUCCACACUUCUUCCAAUACUACCUUUGGUGCAACUCCUCCAGUGACAUACCUCCUGAUAUGCAGGGCUGUGGCAAAAUAAAGGUAACCAGGUCUGGGGAGAAUGGGGAGGGCUGUCUCUGUGGCUCUGCUAAUCUCGGAGAGGACAUGCUUUGUCUAUUGCAUGGCAGGAAUGACACACAUACAGUCAGUCUCAGUCCUGAUGAAUUGCUGUGCUCCAGAGACACAAACUUCUUAGCGAAAGAUCAAGUCAUGAAGUGGUUUCAGAUCUCUGUAACCAAAGCGUGGGGACGCAUCUCCCACAAAUAUGACUUUGAGGUUACCUUUUGCAACUUGGAUGCUGCUGGCGCGCUGAAGAUCCGAUUCCCUUCAGGGAAAGUCAUCGUGAUGAACAUCGUCCCGGUGGUCCGACUCGAAGACACAGAUGCUUAUUUUGUCUCGCACUUUCCAUCAGAUUUUGACAGCUUCCCAGACCCAUACUGGCCCCUCUCUGUUGCUGUCUACGAGAGGAAUUUGCUGAAACAUUUCUCUAAACGCCUACCAAAACAUUCCUGUCAUUUACACUGCCUCCAGAUUGUGGCUUUCUUACACAGGAAACAGUCAGGGCUCACCGGAAAAAGUGCCCUUACUAACUACCACUUAAAGACUGCUUUGUUGCACUUGUUGCUGAAGAAAAAGCCCUCCGCAUGGAGCACAGAGAGUAUGCAGCACAGGGUUCAGGACUUGCUCGGCUUUGUGCAAAGGAGCCUGCAGGAGAAAAGACUUAACCACGUUAUGAUUGGGAACCGUAAAGUGCCAGAAGAGGUCCAAGUUCCUGAGAUGAUUCGUAGAGCAGAGCCCAUCAAUCUGUUCCGGACGCUGGUGCUGCACAGGGAGCUUUACGCAGCAACAGUCAAGCAUUUUCAGGAGAUGUUGAGAAAUGCACCGGUACUCAUACAGGAGUACACACCAUACAUAUCAAAUGGAGGCUUACAUCACAGCCUAGAUGAGCGUUUAUAAGCACUCAGUCUGAACUAUUUCAGACAGCUAUAUCAGACAUAUCAUUCAGAGAUGCUAUAAGUAAUGCUACCAACACAGCAGCUAUUUCAGCUGUGGCUGAUAUCGAGACUUGUGGUCUUGCUAUGGCUGCUUUUGUUAAAAAAAUUUUUUCUUUUAUUUUAAAUAUGGUCUACUGCUAACACAGAGGCUACAGGAAAAAAAGGUGAAAGUUUGAGUGGAAAAAUCCAACAAUAUUACUUAAAGGAGUUCAUUCAAUUUUUAACUUGCAAAUAAUAUAAACAACAACAAAAAAAAACCCCACAGUCAAGUGUGAAGAAGCACACACACUGACAGAAUAGAGCACGUCAAAAACUGUCUGCUUCUGUUUUGACAACACCUGUGUCAGGUGAACCGCAGUCUGUUUAGCAGCGUCACUGCUCCACCUAGUGGUGGCAGGGUUUUAUCACCCAAAGUUCAGUAGUCAAUAAUAGAAGGUGCAAGCUCAACAGUUAUUUCAGCUGUGGCUGAUUUGUAGACUUGUAGUGGUUUUACCGUAGCUGCUUUCUUUUAACCUUUUCUUGAGAAUAUAGCCUACUGCUAUCAGAUGCUAAGGGGAUGACCUCAGUAUUUCAGAGGAGAUAUCAGCUAUACAGACACUUUCACACAGGUGUCCCUCAACUCAUUAAAGAAGCAGCAAUAAGUAAUCUACAUAUAGGAUGAUACAUUUUAGAAGGAUAUUUUAACAGAAAUACCUCUCAUGUUAUAUCAGUCCACACAGCCAUAUUUAACCUUUAAGUGGACUGUUUGCUUUGUAUAACAGUGUUUAAUGUUUCAUUGUUACUGUUGCAGAUCUGAUGGCAGCUAUUAAGGAUUAUAAUGCUGUAUGUAUCUUUUAUGGCUUAUUAGAGUUUUUUUUUUCUUUUCAUUUUUUCUGUAUUUUUUUUUUUUUACUGUGUUGAUGUUGAAUCUUUGGUGCA